AUGGGUGGCAUCUUCUCUGGCGAGAUCAUCGCCGAGCUGCCAGAAGAUGCUACGAGGCACACGGCGGAGCUGCUUGGGCAGACCGCCGGCGAGAGGCAAGAGGAAUCUGGAUCAAGUCUUCCCUCGCGCAGCCAGCCAGAGCUGUCCUAUCGAAAGCUCUGGUGCUGCCUCAACUUACCUCGUGAGGACAUCGGAUGGCAUGGCCUACAUGUUCCCAUCCAGGUGAACAGCCUGCAGCCAACCAG
This is a messenger RNA of Symbiodinium natans, 245 nucleotides long. NCBI's taxonomy places the organism in Eukaryota, Dinophyceae, Suessiales, Symbiodiniaceae. The record is from the annotation of a GenBank genome assembly.